Messenger RNA from Saccostrea cuccullata (small rock oyster), 969 nucleotides. RefSeq lists its product as uncharacterized. The transcript has a single exon. The coding region runs from base 1 to 969 and encodes 322 amino acids. Gene Ontology annotation, molecular function: nucleic acid binding. Gene Ontology annotation, biological process: DNA integration. NCBI's taxonomy places the organism in Eukaryota, Metazoa, Mollusca, Bivalvia, Ostreida, Ostreidae. The record is from RefSeq and is a predicted model, not a curated record.
AUGAAUUUAGCAGACACUCUCAGCAGAUCAUAUCUCAGUGAGACGAAGGAAAACCUUGUUCCAGACAUUUCAGUGAAUGAUAUUCACUUGAUAUCAUACUUACCAGUUUCUCCAAUGAAAUAUGAAGAGUUCAAGAAAGCCACAGCAAAUGAUGCAGAAUUGCAAUCACUACUUGACACAGUAUUAGAGGGAUGGCCAGACUCGAAACCUGAAGUUCCAGAUGAGAUCAGGAUGUACUGGAAUAUUCGAGACGAAAUUUCAUGUGUUGAUGGACUUUUAUUCAAAAGUCACAAGUUGAUCAUCCCGCAGUCAAUGAGAACAGAAAUGCUAAACCUGAUUCAUAGCUCCCACUUGGGAAUUGUAAAGUGUAAGAGCUGGUCCAAAGAUGUGAUGUAUUGGCCAGGAAUGUCUAAAGACAUUGCGAAAAUUGUAUCACAGUGUGAAGUAUGUGCACAGCACUGUACAUCAAACCCGAAGGAUCCACUUAUUCCACUAGAAGUACCUGAUAGACCAUGGGCCAACAUUUCAGCAGACAUCUUUGAGUUUGAGAACCAACAAUACCUGGUAUCAGUUGAUCAUUACUCAAAAUGGCCAGAAGUCGCAAAGUUACCAGGACUUAGCAGUUAUGCUACCAUACAAUGUCUGAAGUCGCAAUUUUCCAGAAACGGACUACCCGACAAAGUUCUUACGGAUAACGGACCACAGUUCAGCAGCAAGGAAUUCAGAGACUUUAGCAAGGAGUACGGUUUUGUUCAAGUGACUUCAUCACCCCAUUUCCCGCAAGCCAAUGGACAAGCAGAAAGAACAGUUAGAACAGUCAAGAACUUGUUGCAUAAAGCCAAAGACCCAUACAAAUCUUUGCUUGACUAUCGUAAUACCAACAUCGAAGAAAUCGGUUUGUCACCUGCACAGAUGUUCUUAGGCAGAAGACUAAAAACAGAUCUUCCUACUGCUUCUCCACUCUUAUGA